CUUUUUGUUUGUUAUGCGAUUUCAAGCCUGGAAUAUGCUUCGCUUUGUCAGUUUUUGAGAAAAUGAACUUCUUGGAUUUUGCAAAGAUGUUUUAGAGCUCAGACUUCUUUGGAUUUUUUUCUUCUUAGAUUUCCUUUGAUUUCUCAGGCACCAAGCAAAUUGCAUACAGUUAAUUAUUUUUUCCUAUGUUUUCCCCCAUGUGGUUGCAGGCGCGCCUUGUCAAAAUCUCAGAUUUUCAAGGGUGAAACGUUGAAAAGAUGAAUCACUGUGGCUACCAGAUGAACUCCUUGACAAGCUGCGCGCACGUUACCCCUGUUUGAUUUAACGCGGGCAACCCUGCGCGCACGUUAUGUUUGCAAUAUAUGAAGAGGCAGGGAUCAGUCUAUGUGUGAACGUUAAGCUUGAGAUAGAGACUAAAAUCAUAAUCAGAACUUAUUAAUAUAACCAGAAACAUAUGCCCAUAAAAGCAUCAUGAUGUCUGAUUGUGAAUGAUCAGAGUCAAAAAGCUUAUGAAAGCCGAAUUUAUAUCAACAAAUAUCCAGUUUGAUCUCAAACAGACCCAGAACUUGCUUAAACAAAAGGUGAUCAAAAAAUCGAAAACCUGUUGAAACCAAACGGUAAAACUAUUGAGAUUGGCCAAAGAAGUGGGCUGUACUGUAUUCGACGCCUUUGGGUUAAUCAGGACAGAACUGAAGUGAAAGGCCUGUAGAGAAUCUGGACGGCACUGCGCCUCUUUCCACUGCGCUGGAGGACCUCACUCUAGCCACCGUUAGUUUGACGUUUAGCUAAGGUUGCGCCUUUUAACACUAGCCAUGGCCAUAGAAUGUCUCAUCCUGGGUGCUGGGCAAGAAGUUGGGAAGAGCUGUGUGGUUGUAACCAUCAAUGGGAAGCGAAUCAUGUUCGACUGUGGAAUGCACAUGGGCUAUUUGGAUCACCGCCGAUACCCUGAUUUCUCUCUCAUGUCCAAGCUCGGAGAUUUUGAUAAUGCUCUCUCUUGCAUCAUCAUCACUCAUUUUCACUUGGAUCAUGUUGGAGCAUUACCUUAUUUCACGGAAGUUUGUGGUUAUCAUGGUCCUGUUUAUAUGACGUACCCAACAAAAGCCUUGGCUCCUUUGAUGUUGGAAGAUUAUCGUAAAGUGAUGGUUGAUCGUAGGGGUGAAGAAGAACAAUUUACUUCUGACCAUAUCGUUGAGUGUAUGAAGAAAGUUGUAGCUGUGGAUCUAAGGCAGACUGUGCAGGUUGAUGAAGAUAUUCAGAUUCGUGCCUACUAUGCAGGCCACGUAAUUGGAGCGGCUAUGUUCUAUGUAAAGGUGGGGGAUGCAGAAAUGGUUUAUACAGGUGACUACAACAUGACACCAGACAGACACCUUGGAGCAGCUCAAAUUGAUCGUUUACGACUUGACCUUGUUAUAACUGAAUCCACAUAUGCAACUACAAUACGGGAUUCAAGAUAUAGCCGUGAGAGGGAAUUCCUUAAAGCUGUUCAUAAAUGUGUUUCUAAUGGAGGGAAGGUACUUAUUCCAACAUUUGCUCUUGGAAGAGCUCAGGAAUUAUGCAUUUUGUUGGAUGACUACUGGGAUCGCAUGAAUUUGAAAGUUCCUAUAUAUUUUUCAGCAGGUUUGACAAUCCAAGCCAAUAUGUAUUAUAAGAUGCUCAUUAGUUGGACAAGCCAGAAGAUUAAAGAUUCUUAUUCUACCCAUAAUGCUUUUGAUUUUAAGCAUGUUCACAAUUUUGAACGGUCUAUGAUAAAUGACCCUGGUCCUUGUGUUCUUUUUGCCACCCCUGGGAUGAUAAGUGGUGGUUUUUCACUUGAAGUAUUUAAGCAUUGGGCACCUUCAGAGAAGAACCUUGUCACGUUGCCUGGGUAUUGUGUUGCUGGAACAAUAGGGCAUAAGUUGAUGUCAGGUAAGCCUACCAAAAUUGAUCUGGAUCAAGAUACACAGAUAGAUGUGCGUUGCCGGGUUCAUCAACUGGCUUUUAGUCCUCACACUGACGCUAAAGGUAUAAUGGAUCUCAUGAAAUUUCUCUCCCCUAAGCACGUUAUACUCGUUCAUGGAGAGAAGCCUAAGAUGGCUUCUCUUAAAGAAAAAAUUCAUUCUGAGUUGGGGAUUCAGUGUUAUGAUCCUGCAAAUAAUGAAACCGUAUGCAUCCCUUCAUGUCACUAUAUUAAAGCAGAAGCCUCUGACACUUUUAUUCAAAGCUGCCAAAAUCCAAACUUCAAGUUUCAGAAAUGUAGUUCAGCAGGAGCCCCUGUCCCUUAUGCUCAAAGUUGCCAAAAUCCAGGCUCCAAACCUCAGAAAUGCAGUUCAGUAGAUACGUCUGACUCAUGUUUGACAGACCGAAGCUUAAUGCCUCAUCUCCAAGUUAAGGAUGAAAGAGUAGCAGAAGGAAUUUUAGUAUUAGAGAAAAGCAAAAAAGCAAAGGCUGUACACGAAGACGAGCUUUUACACAAGUUGGGAGAAAGGAAACAUGAUAUUCGAUUUGCUUAUUGCUGUCCUGUACGUAUCAAUGACGCAAUAGAUAUCCUAAGUAAAAGCGACAGAGGUUCUUGCCUUCAAAUCUUACAUUCAAAGCUUAAUGGUGAACUAUCUGGAGGAAAUAUCCAAAAUUUUGGGGAAAAUCUACAAAUGGACUCAUUUCAUAUCUCUGUUUGUCUAAAGGAUUGUUGUCCGUACAGGAUUCAGGAAACUCCCCUGGCUGCAACUGAAGCUGUGUAUUUUUGCUGCUUUUGGGAAGCAGUAGAUGAAAAGCUUGCGUGGAGAAUAUUAUCAGCGAUGGAGAAUUUGGACUUAAGAGAAACAUAGAGUGGCAGUGAGCUCCCCUAUUCAUUUCAGCUGUGAAGUAUAUGAUUAUAUGAAUCAGCAAAAGAUGUUUGGAUGAGUGUUGGCUUGAGCAUAACAUUAUAAGUUAAUUGUUGAGAGCACUUUUUUCCGACGUGCGUGUGCAAUGGAGCAUGAGGGAUCAAGAGGAACGGAUCUUCAAAUGGGUGAAUUAUGAAAUCCAUUUGCAUUGAAUUGAACAAUUAGACAAAGCCUUAUUAUCGUCACUGUCCAUUUAAAAUAGCAGCAAUGUUUUGUUUUUCUUAGAUCGUGUGCAUGUCUAGUUAUAUUGUCCAGCGCUUCUCUCACUCAUGUAUCUGAUCAUCCUUAACCUGAUUGGAAUAUGCAUUACUCAUUACACUUUUGUACUAAACCUCAUUGUUUCAGGCUAAACAAAGUGACUUAGUUGUCAUUCUUUGGGGAA
Molecule: messenger RNA, 3243 nt
Organism: Prosopis cineraria
Lineage: Eukaryota; Viridiplantae; Streptophyta; Magnoliopsida; Fabales; Fabaceae
Product: cleavage and polyadenylation specificity factor subunit 3-II
Exons: 13
Coding region: 813-2804 (663 amino acids)
Biological process (GO): snRNA processing
Cellular component (GO): nucleus
Source: RefSeq, a predicted model, not a curated record